UGGUGGUGCUGUUGCUGUACCUGGAAGCGGCAAUUCGGAUAGAGUGGGGAUUCCCAUCGACUAGGUGCCAAGGCUGCCAGGGCCACAGGACGAGAUCCAACGGGGGUGUUUUGGGAGUAGAAUGAGCAGCGCCCUUUUCCUGCGACUUCCCAUUCUAGCGCGUGCAGGUGAAAGUUUGAGGCGCUGUGCUGCUCGCUCCGGAGUUCGAGCUUUUGCAAGCAUGCAGUCAGAUGCAAGGAAACCGCCUUCGCAGGCUCCACAGGAGCCUCCGACUAGCAAGUUCAAGCUCGCCGUUUGCCAGCUCUCGAUCUGUGCAGACAAGGAACAGAACAUCAGGCAUGCUCGUGAAGCUAUCCAGACGGCUGCUGAUGGCGGCAGUAAACUGGUCCUUCUUCCAGAAAUGUGGAAUUGCCCAUACUCAAACGCGAGCUUUCCAAUCUACGCGGAGGAUAUUGACGCAGGUGAUUCUCCCUCUUCCAAAAUGCUUUCGGAUAUGGCAAAGAGUAAGGAGGUUACCAUCAUCGGUGGCUCCAUACCGGAACGAAGUGGCAAUCAUCUCUACAAUACUUGCUGCAUCUACGGAAAAGAUGGCUCUCUAAAAGGAAAACAUCGGAAGGUUCACCUUUUUGACAUCGAUAUACCAGGAAAGAUACAGUUCAAAGAAUCGGACACACUGACGCCUGGAGAUAAGUAUACUGUUGUUGAUACGGAUGUUGGACGAAUCGGUGUUGGUAUUUGCUAUGACAUUCGCUUUCCGGAGAUGGCAAUGACUUACGCAGCACGAGGCGUACAUAUGAUCUGCUAUCCGGGAGCUUUCAACAUGACUACGGGACCAGCGCAUUGGGAACUCCUCCAGAAAGCCAGAGCCGUAGACAAUCAGCUGUUUGUGGCCACUUGCUCACCAGCCAGAAAUCCAAGCGCGGGAUAUGUUGCAUGGGGACACUCCAGUGUCAUUGGACCGUUCGGAGAAAUACUGGCGUCAACAGGACGUGAAGAGGCGAUUUUCUAUGCAGACAUCGACUAUGCUCAGAUCAAGGAACGCAGGAUGAACAUGCCUCUGGACCAUCAGCGAAGAGGUGACUUGUAUCAGCUCGUCGACUUGACCUUCACAACAUGAGCAGUUCCAGCAGUAGGAACAAGAAAAGUGUUCUGGGAAAUAGAUCGAGUAGUUGUUCUGAGAAUAUCCUCCCCUUGUCCGGGUGACGUGGGGUUAGUUUAA
Selaginella moellendorffii is the source of this 1219-nucleotide messenger RNA. Its product is annotated as omega-amidase, chloroplastic. NCBI's taxonomy places the organism in Eukaryota, Viridiplantae, Streptophyta, Lycopodiopsida, Selaginellales, Selaginellaceae. Gene Ontology annotation, biological process: oxaloacetate metabolic process; L-glutamine metabolic process. The record is from RefSeq and is a predicted model, not a curated record. The transcript is spliced from 11 exons. Gene Ontology annotation, cellular component: mitochondrion. Bases 122 to 1117 code for a protein of 331 amino acids. Gene Ontology annotation, molecular function: omega-amidase activity.